Molecule: messenger RNA, 2495 nt
Organism: Lampris incognitus (smalleye Pacific opah)
Lineage: Eukaryota; Metazoa; Chordata; Actinopteri; Lampriformes; Lampridae
Product: gastrula zinc finger protein XlCGF57.1-like
Exons: 4
Coding region: 73-1977 (634 amino acids)
Biological process (GO): regulation of transcription by RNA polymerase II
Molecular function (GO): RNA polymerase II cis-regulatory region sequence-specific DNA binding; DNA-binding transcription factor activity
Source: RefSeq, a predicted model, not a curated record
UAGAAAAGCAGCUACGUGCGACGUCCUGCCGCCGGAGCGCAGCUGGCUUUGUCUUGCCGUUGAGCUUUUGCGAUGUCCAACAUGGACCUGUUAAAAUCGUUCGUCAUCGAGCGGCUGACCGCAGCCGCCGAGGAGAUAUUGGAAGCUUUCGCGAGGACGGUAGUGGAGCAGGAGGAAACGAUAGAUCGACAAAGGAGACUGCUGGACAUGGUUUUGAGGCCCAGCAUUACGUUACACAAAAUAGACUUUGUACAGUUAUCUGAUCAGCAGCAUCGUGAGCAGGAGAGGAGCCCCCGUCUGGCCAAGGAGGAACAACAGGAACUCUGGAUCAGUCCACAGGAAGACCAACUUCCAUUACAGGAGGCAGCUGAUACUUCUGAGUCCAUAUUUACCCCUCUUUGUGAUGGAAAUGAUCAGGGUAAAGAUCAGCCUCUGCCCUCGCAACUCUACCAAACCCAGACAGAGAGAGACACAGAGCCCCCAGCUGUCAUCUCAUUUGAAAUGAUACAACUGGAUGCCACAGAAGACAACUUUUUAAUAUCAGAACCAACAAGUGACCACCAUACCCUCUCUAAAUGCUGUCAUGCAACUACGAGUGAAGCUUACCAUACUCGCAGUCACCAAAACUGUGAGGAAGCAGGUUCAACUCGGAAAGCAAGGCUGAAACCUCAUAAAAAGCCCUACAAGUGCAAGAUUUGUGGGAAAGUGCUUCAUAAUUUGGAAAUUUUCAAAAUUCACAUGACAUUUCACACAGGGGAAAAGCCUUUCAAAUGCACCAGUUGUGGGAGAGAUUUUACCUGCAAGUAUAACAUGGAGAGGCAUACAAGGACUCAUGCAGGGCAGAAGCCAUUCAGAUGCACCACAUGCGGGAAAAUGUUUACCCAUAAAUCAAGUUUUCAAAGGCACAUAAGGACUCAUACAGGAGAGAGGCCAUUCAAAUGCACCAUGUGCAGGAAAGUGUUUACCCAGAAGUCAAAUUUGGAAAUACACGUAAGGACUCAUACAGGGGAGAAGCCAUUCAGAUGCACCACAUGUGGGAAAAUGUUUACCCGGAAGUCAUAUUUGAAAAUGCACAUAAGGACUCAUACAGGGGAGAAGCCAUUCAGAUGCACCAUGUGCAGGAAAGUGUUUACCCAGAAGUCAUAUUUGCAAAGUCACCUAAGGACACAUACAGGGGAGAAGCCAUUCAGAUGCACCACAUGUGGGAAAAUGUUUACCCGGAAGUCAUAUUUGCAAAUGCACAUAAGGACUCAUACAGGGGAGAAGCCAUUCAGAUGCACCACGUGCAGGAAAGUGUUUACCCAGAAGUCAAAUCUGCAAAUGCAUGUAAGGACUCAUACAGGGGAGAAGCCAUUCAGAUGCAAGAUUUGUGGGAAAGUGUUUACCCUGGAGUCAAAUUUUCAAACGCACAUAAGAACUCAUACAGGGGAGAAGCCGUUCAGGUGCACUACGUGUGGGAAAAUGUUUACCCGGAAGUCAUAUUUGCAAAGUCACCUAAGGACACAUACAGGGGAGAAACCAUUCAGAUGCACCACGUGCGGGAAAAUGUUUACCCAGAAGUCAAAUUUGCAAAGUCAUGAAAGGACUCAUACAGGGGAGAAGCCAUUCAGAUGCACCACGUGUGGGAAAACGUUUACCCAGAAGUCAAAUUUGCAAAUGCAUGUAAGGACUCAUACAGGGGAGAAGCCAUUCAGAUGCACCACAUGCGGGAAAACGUUUACCCUGAAGUCAAGUUUACAAAGUCACAUAAGGACUCAUACAGGCGAGAAGCCAUUCAAGUGCUGCGAUUGUGGAAAUGGGUUCAGCUCAAAAUGGCUUCUCAAACAACAUGUCGUGAUCCACACAGGUUACAUUCCCGGAGCCAAGACAGCGCCCUCUACAGGUGAGAUCGGCACUUCCGUGGCCAACAGAGGGUCAGCUGUACAACCUGAAGCCAGGAGCUUGGGUUCUGAUAAAGUUCCUGAAGAGAAAACAUAAGAGAAGCCCCGUGGACAGGGUCCCACCAAGUACUUAUGACCACACCUACGGCAGUGAAGGUGGAGGGGAGAGACAGCUGGACACACGCCAGCCGCAGCAAGAAUGUGUCACCACUGGAGACGGAGGUCCAGGGUGAGAGACCCGCUCUGCUCACAAAUGAGGAAGAGAAGUAGACGUGGCCAGCUCUCACUGAGGUUUAAAAACCUACCGACAGCCAAUGGUUGCUACGCUAUAGGGAAAUGCAUUAUUUUAUGUAAUGGCACGUGAUAACAAUAAGGCACCAUUGAGGUAAUAUGUAGUGAUGAUGCCAGUGCCUCAAAGCAGGCCCUGGCAUCCUUUUAGGAGAAUGGAGUUUGGUCUCAGGAGAACAAUGUAUUGUGUUGCAAUAACAACUGUUGUGAAUGUCAGUCCUGUUUUAUGGGUUUUGAUUCUCUACAAGAUAAUAAUGCUGUAACAACAACUGUUACUUUCUCAUCAACCAUCUUUUGCCCCCACCACAGCCAAAUUGCCAGAUGUGC